CUCUGGGAACCGCGCCCCCAGCCAUCCCGAGCUGCUCAGGAACCCCGCUCAGGAACCCGAGAGUCAGCUGAGCGGCACCUGCCUCUGGCCCUUGCAGGAGGAGCUGCGAGAUGCGGGCGUCCGGGGCGCCAGCCUCCUCUCCCUGCCGCUCCCCAAUCCCCGCCCCACCCUCUGCUGGGCUCUGAAAACGCAAGCCUUCCCACAACAGUUUAAGAUCGGCGGCAGGACUGCAGCCAGGCGGCGGCGGCGCCGAGCUUUCGGCAGAGAGCAGCGGCUCGGCGCGCUCCAGCUUCCCGGGGAAGGCCGGGCGCUCAGCCUGGGCAGCUGGAAGAGCAGCGGAGCCUCGGGCUGAGCGAGAGGGAGAGCAGGGCGUCUGCCUGUGGGUGACUGACCGUGGGGGCCGACUGUCAGCUUCUGGGCGGAGGAGAGGGCAGGGGGUUGAGGCAGAGCCCUCUGGGUGUCCCCGCCCGCUCCUGCUCGCCAGCGCCCUUCACCAUGGACUUGCGCGGAGUUGGGAUGGACCACUGCAGCCACCCGCAUCUGGCUGUCGGGCCCCGGGACUCGGCAGGUAGGCGCGCGUGGAUGGCGAGGUAGGAUGGCCGCGCAGCGCGAUCCCCGGCGUCCCCCCGCAGCGGUCCCCGGGCGGUGCUGCUGACUCUCGGAGCGCACAGGGGUGUGGGCGGAGGCCGCCCAGCCGCGCCGGCGCCCGCGCCUUCGCCAGUCGCUUCGCCUCUUCCACCCACUCGCACCUGCCGCUGGGCGGAUACCAUGUCGAAGGCGGCUGCAGGAGCGGCGGCGGCGGCGGAAAGUUGUCCCUCGGCUCCGGCCGGCGUGUCUGCAGCGGCCGGCGUGGAGGAUCUGUCUAAAGUGACGGAUGAAGAGCUGCUGCAAUGGAGCAAGGAGGAGCUGAUCCGCAGCCUGCGGCGCGCCGAGGCCGAGAAGGUGAGCGCGAUGCUGGACCACAGCAACCUCAUUCGCGAGGUCAACCGCCGCCUGCAGAUGCAUCUCGGCGAGAUCCGGGGGCUCAAGGAUAUUAACCAGAAACUCCAGGAAGACAAUCAGGAACUGAGGGACCUGUGUUGUUUCCUGGAUGAUGACCGGCAGAAAGGCAAGAGGGUGUCCCGGGAGUGGCAGAGAUUGGGUCGCUACACAGCUGGAGUGAUGCACAAGGAAGUGGCCUUAUACCUGCAGAAGCUGAAGGAGCUGGAGGCGAAGCAGGAAGAAGUGGUGAAGGAGAACAUGGAGCUUAAGGAGCUCUGCGUGCUGCUGGAUGAGGAGAAGGGAGCGGGCUGUGCGGGCAGCCGCUGCUCCAUCGACAGCCAGGCCAGCCUGUGUCAGCUGGUGGCCUCAGCUGCCCCGUAUGUGCGGGAUGUGGGAGAUGGCAGCAGCACCUCCAGCACCGGCAGCACCGACAGCCCUGACCACCACAAACACCACGCCAGUGGGGGCAGCCCGGAGCACCUGCAGAAGACCCGGAGCGAGGGCAGCCCAGAGCACACCAAACACAGGAGCACUAGCCCUGAACAUCUACACAAGCCCAGGGCUUCCGGGACCCCAGAUCACCCCAAAGCACUGAAAGGACCCAGCCCUGAGCAUCACAAGCCCUUAUGCAAGGGUAGCCCAGAGCAGCAAAGGCACCCCCAUCCAGGGAGCAGCCCAGAAAUGCUGCCCAAGCACGUGCUGAGCGGGAGUCCAGAACAUUUCCAGAAGCACAGGCCAGGGGGCAGCCCGGAACAUGCCCGGCACAGCGGAGGGAGCCCCGAGCAUCUUCAGAAACAUGCCCUUGGGGGGAGCCUGGAGCACCUCCCCAGACCCAGGGGGACUAGCCCAGAACAUCUCAAACAGCAUUACGGGGGCAGCCCCGAUCACAAACCUGUAGGUGGCAGCGGAGGCAGCGGCGGGGGCAGCAGGGAAGGCACCCUCCGGCGGCAGGCUCAAGAAGAUUCAUCACCCCAUCACCGGACCGUCUACAGUGGCAUGAACGAAUCAACCUUGUCCUAUGUUAGGCAGCUGGAGGCCAGAGUCAGACAGCUGGAGGAAGAAAAUCGCAUGCUGCCCCAGGCCACCCAGAAUAGAAGUCAACCUCCAACUAGAAACAGCUCAAAUAUGGAGAAAGGCUGGGGGCCCAGAGCCCGGCGGGUCUUGCAGUGGUGGCAAGGGUGCCGAGGAAUAGGACGAUGCCUGCCCUCUUUCCCGGGUUCUUUUAGGUUGUCAUCAGGGGCUGAUGGGAAUAACAGUUCACCCAACUCUCCAGCUAGCUUCAGUGGACAUACCACACCUUCUCAGCAGCCUGAACCCGUGGUACAUUCUCUUAAGGUCUUGGAUGUUCAGGAAACUAUAGAUCGCCAACAGGGUAAAGAGUAUGACCAUGACCUUAGUGAGACAGAAAAAGCUAUAGUCAGAGAAAUGUGCAAUGUUGUGUGGAGGAAACUUGGAGAUGCUGCAGGCUCAUGUCCUGGAAUUAGGCAGCAUUUGUCAGGAAACCAGUACAAAGGACCUAUGUGAGAAGCACCCCCUUCAAACACGAGAUCACCACUACUAGAGAAAGAAAGGAAGAAAAAGAUGAAAGUUGAUUUCUACAAACUGGGACUCAUGGCAUCACAUGGAGUGAUUGUACAUUGCACAUACCUUCCCUCUAAAUCCUUCAGUGCACCUUCCCCCAAACGCUAACACGCGCUAUCCAUCUCACCUUAGUGCUCACAGCAGUCUCAAGGUAGCUUUGGAAAAUCAUUUUAGUACAAAUAUUUUCAUGUCAGCUGAGAUGUUUUCGACUCUCCACAUCUAUGAUUGAUACAUUGGUAAUCUGCAUGGUUGGAUGAGUCCAGUAGAGCCUCUGUGGCUUCAGUAGAGGUGGUUCAUUGUAUCUAAUAGUAGGAACUUUCUACUGCGUGGAAGACGUGAAGAAGCAUUUCCAAGCACAGAAGCCUGGGUUGGGAAGCUCCUAUAUUUCAGUUGAGGAGAGAUUGCUUCCUGAUACAUAAUUAGUUGGAUGCAAGAUCAUAUUUGGUUUCUCUUUUGAAUUCUGAGGUGCUAAAAAAAAAAUCACAAAUUCUUUUACCAGCUAGAGAGGUAGGAAGGAUUUUUAGAGUGCUUAGCAGAGAGUAAUUUUUUUUCAGUUGGUCAAAAUAAAUAAUUUAAUUUUGAUGAGUUGUUUAUAACAGCAUGUCUUGGGGUCACACAACGCUCCAUAUAUAUUGAGCAUAUCAGUGUCAGCUAACAAGGAAACCAACAUAAUUUUUCUAAGUGUUUUGAGCUGUGAGAUUGUCUGUUUCUACAAUUUAGUUUCUAGACAUGCUGUAUAUUGAAUAAACUUUAUGUGAAAUUUAAAUCUUGCACUGCACUAUGAAACAGGAGCUUUUCUUUGCCUAUUUACUGCAGCUAUCUGAUGUCUCAUGAAGCUAACGCAUGUCCAUUAUUGAGGCUAAAAGCUCUUGUUCAGAUUGCUUGAGAUGUGUGCUAGCUUUGCUAGUUUUCUAACUUUUGGUAUAGAUGUAUAAUAUUAGGAUGUGUGUACUGGAAAUGCUAUGAUAGAUAUUUUGUGCUUAUGUAAUACCAAUGAUAGUUUCUUGUAUGAAUGUGCAAGAGGCCUGUGACAGAAUGCUGUUUUUACUGUAGUUUAAGAUUAUAAAGGUAGGGAUGCAACAAUUCCUGGGUAUUUUCUAAAUUUAUGAUUUGAUUCACAGUUAAUAUUCUUUGUUGUUUAUAAAUGGACUUAUUGUAUAAUUGUAUAGCAUAUUAAUGGUAUUGGCAGGGGAAUGAAAAGAAAUUUUGUUAUAGUAAAAGAGUGUAAUUGUGAUUUUUAAAAACUGUCCUCUAUUUUCUGAAAAUACUUAUGAGUUCAUCUAAUAUAGAAGAAUCUUUCCAAUUACCAUAGCUGGGUUAUAAUUUAAGAAUCUUCCUUUAAAAUGCUAUAUUUUUUAGUGUCUUAUGAAAAAAUUGUUUCCUAUGUAUGAGUAUACCUUCCUGCAUAGAAACAUCCUUCAAUUGUUGUAUUCCUACAGUCUAAAGUCUGUAGGAAUUUUAAAAGUCUAAAGACAUUUAAACAAGUUUCUGUGUUUGCGGCAGAACCUGCAGUAGCGAAUACAAAGGACAUUGGUCUUUUGACAAAAUACUUGUGUAAAUUUUGAUACUGUAUUAAAACUAUUUUUUUAAUGUUCCACAUUAAAUUGAGUAUUAAGUAUAUGUGAUCAUCUUAGCAACAGUAAUAAAUUAUUUAAUCUCACAGUAUUUCUGUUGUUUUGAAGUGUUCUUCCUAAAUGGAGUAGAUUUCUAAUAGUCCCUGAAUAUCAUUAUGCUUUAUGUAGGUAUGAUACAAUAGUAGUAUAUAUGACUAAGUACAGAAGAAAUACACAAAUGUUUAUUUAAAAUAUGCUAAAAGGGACUUGAUAGUCAGAGACAUCUUAAUUUAUACAACUGUCCAUUACAGUGUCUAUGAUAAUGGUUUAGUGACAGUUGAAAAUUUGUAGUAAAAUUCUUACUCUUCAAACUUUUACUUGGAAGGGAAAUACUAGAAUAACUUUUAAAAUAAUUAGUUAUUUUACAUAUUUGAGGAAAAAUGUAUAGUAGUACGGACUUAUGCCAUUUUAAAUAACAGUAGCACCAUUCUAUGGGAUCAGUUUUAUAAAUUUACUCUCUAAUCAUUCCUGCAGCAAAGGCUAAUUUACACAUCCUGGCGAAAUUUGAGUUGCCGUUAGAUGACAUUUGAUGUGACAUUCCAAGAAUUUAAUUGGUAUAAUUGCCCCUUACUUCCAUGGACAUUUAGCGAUGUCUACCAUUGCCAUACAGUUUUGGCUCGUAGCCCCUGGUUUUUAGGGUUCUCAAGAGAUGCGGGGAUGAAUAAUAUCCCAGGUGUCUGCAGGAGCUUCCUUUAUCCUUGACAGCUAAGACGGGAUUGUCUCAGACAUCCUUUCACGGGAUAUGAAACAUCUCCCUAACGCCGUCCAUUAAUUCUCAUAUUCUGCAUGCUGAAGUAAACUUCUUGCUGCUACAUGCUCCCUUCACUUACAAACAAACAAACAAACAAACAAAAAACACAAACUAGCUAAUUUUGGCACUUAUUCCUAUAAAACUACUCUCAAACUAGCUUCUCAAAGUGGAUCACCAACAAGAACAAUACAAUACAGAUUCAAA
Messenger RNA from Meriones unguiculatus (Mongolian gerbil), 5130 nucleotides. RefSeq names its product coiled-coil domain containing 85A (gene Ccdc85a). Gene Ontology annotation, cellular component: nucleus. Gene Ontology annotation, biological process: negative regulation of DNA-templated transcription. The record is from RefSeq and is a predicted model, not a curated record. The coding region runs from base 769 to 2505 and encodes 578 amino acids. The transcript is spliced from 7 exons. Lineage: Eukaryota; Metazoa; Chordata; Mammalia; Rodentia; Muridae.